UGCGCACACAGGCUCCACUUUUACGCAUCGGUUGUUCGUGUAGGUGUCAGUGCAGAAGUUACCUCGUUUUCUUCGUAAGUAGGACCAUGUUGCACUUGGAUGUUAUAUAGAAAAUACCAUCUGUGUCUUAAUAACAUUGUUUAGUUUUUAAUCACCAUCCAACGUGAAGCAUACACCAACGUUGUGUGUGUGCGUGUCUGUGUGUGGAGCAAGUGGACCUAGAAAAGUUUCCGUCAUGGGGGCGCAAGGAUGGAGCUCAGCGCGUCUCGGGUUCGUCGUUUGUGGAUAUUUGGCGUUUUUCUGCGGGGAAAUAGUUCCACGGGCUGAAGCGGGCUGCAGGGAGAGGGAGAGCCCAAACUGCUGCACCGGCCGGAAUAACGAAUGUUUUGAGUACACCAAGAGGAAAACGGUGUGCUACUGUGAUACCUACUGUAAGAAAACCGGAGACUGCUGCGAAGACUAUCAACGUGUGUGCCAAAUAUCUGCAGCCAUUGACUGUGUGGUGGGAUCAUGGGGUCCCUGGUCAUCGUGCACAUCUCCAUGUGGAGUUGGCAGCACAGAAAGGAGUCGCCAAGUAUCUGUUCCCCCUAGAAACGGAGGCAUGCCCUGUCCGGACCUCAAACAGCGUCGAGGAUGCUUUGGAAACAACGCCAUAUGCAGCACUGCGAAAGAAGUGGCAAAGAUCCUGCCUGAUUCCUUCAAGAGGAACUUCAAGGACCCUUGGAGACGACCACACAUGCUGAUGAAGGAGGAGAAGGCCAGUUACUGCGUGUACCUGCGGGUGAAACAGGCCAGUGCGGCGUGUAAACUCAAACUGUGGAGUAAUCAGCUGGUGAGAGAGAGGCUGGUCUGUGCAGAGUGUCAGAGUGAUGCCAUGUCAAAGUCAGACCGCUGUGGAGGUGACGGCCUAGAGAGCACCAGAACAUUCUGGGCAGCAGCGUCAGUCCCAGGCUGCCAUGGCUCCUGGGUACGGGAGUCGUCUUCUGAGGGCUGCCGCUGUCCUCCCUACUCCGUGCUCUUUGUGUGAGCUGACAUCAUUCAAACCCAAGAAAUCCGUGUGCAGGGAAAAGGUUUCCCUCAACACCUCCUGCAAAACUGUGGAGAGCCCUGCCAGCCAAGCCAGACCCCUUCGAUCCAGAUUCCUGGAUGGGUAACUCAAGGAGAUCAGCAGCAUCCUGCCACUUUUUCCUUUCACCUCAUACUCUGUACUGUAUACACUAUUGCUAAGCACACAGAAAUUCUUGCAUUUAACUUCAGAUUUUACAGCCACGUUAUGUACUUUUUCUCCUCCAAAGCACAGCAACAUCUAUUUACCUUUUUACCUCUGAAUCUUUGCUAUCUACCUCCAUCAAUGCAAGUGCAUUUAUUAAUGCAUAAUGUAUAAAUAUAUAAAUAUAUUAUUUUGCUUUAUACAUUUUCUACUUUUGAUUGUUUAUGUGUAAUGUAUACGUGUCGAUAUAGCUACACUUAUUUGUAUCCAACAGUUUUACCACCAAACAGCAGCUGCUGCACCCAGUUUAAACCGCAACCCAAAGGGUCCUAUAUCACCUGCAGGCUAGAGAUGCUGAAAACUGGUUCCUCCAAAUUGUAUCCAAUGCUAGUCAAUAUAUCUGUAUUUUGCAGUUUUGUCUCCAAUAUUAUUUCUUGUCAACAAAAACAUUUACAUCAGCAAGUCAAGGUGAAUAUCAGGUAUUGAUUCUCAGGUGCUUAGAUUUGUGUCUUUGUCUCCCAUCAAGCUUCCUCUUACAUGUUUGCCUCUUCUUAUGGUGAGUCACUGAUGUUUUUAGUAGUUUAAAGUGACUCAUAGCGGAAAUCAUUCACAUCUGUUUAGACCUAAUAUUGUUGGAGAGGAAAAAGAGCCAUUUAAGAGAAUUUCGCUGUGGUUCUCUGUGUUCUCUGUGUCCUCUGUGACUGAAAGGAACUGUUUUCUCUGACUCCCUGCCUCGCUCAGAAAUCCAAUUAAAUUCACAGGGGAGUUUAUUUCAUCAAAGUAUCAGCCAAUAUAACUAUCCCAUGCCAUGUUACUCCCAUUUUAUUAAUUAACAGAAUCUUCUCCCAUCAACCCCCUCAGAUCCUUGACAUGCACUUCUUCUCUCUUCUCUGCUCUUGUUGUCUCUUGGUGUUUUCUGUCAAAGAAACUGUAGAUGCACAGCGUUACCUUCUUGACUUAAAAAGCAGGAGUCAGUCAACCAGCUCUGUACGCCUUCGUUUUUAAGAUGAGGACACGUGUGGUGCCAGUAAAAAAAAGAAAAAAGAAAAAAGGGCUUUUCUUUCUUGAAAGCUGUGACUUUCUCUUUCUCUCCCAUGUCUGUGUAUGUGUUUGUGUGUUUAUUUAUUAUAAAUCAAGUGAUGAUUUUAUUAGUGCAGCACAGCAUACUCUGUACACUGUCCAUUAGUGAAAAUAAACAACUAUACUGUCA
Molecule: messenger RNA, 2420 nt
Organism: Seriola dumerili (greater amberjack)
Lineage: Eukaryota; Metazoa; Chordata; Actinopteri; Carangiformes; Carangidae
Product: somatomedin-B and thrombospondin type-1 domain-containing protein-like
Exons: 5
Coding region: 236-1027 (263 amino acids)
Source: RefSeq, a predicted model, not a curated record